This is a messenger RNA of Coccidioides posadasii C735 delta SOWgp, 2840 nucleotides long. It is a transcript of the gene CHS5, whose product is annotated as Chitin synthase, class 5. Lineage: Eukaryota; Fungi; Ascomycota; Eurotiomycetes; Onygenales; Onygenaceae. Gene Ontology annotation, biological process: Golgi to plasma membrane transport; conjugation with cellular fusion. The record is from RefSeq and is a predicted model, not a curated record. Gene Ontology annotation, cellular component: exomer complex; trans-Golgi network. Gene Ontology annotation, molecular function: protein dimerization activity.
CCCACCCUUUUCAUUUGAUGACAGCUGCAGCUCUUUGAGCCCCUAGUUAAUUGGCAGAUGUGCUUUGAUCCUACUUUGUAAUUUUUGAAAGGAUAUUCAGCCCAGCUCCCCAAAGAUGCUGGUGUCCCUGACUGUUGGGAAGGUUGACGCAGGCGUCGCAGUCCUCCUAACCCAAGACAACCGACUUAUUGAGUUUCCAUCCGUCCUCUUGCCUAGCGACAUCACCUCUGGCAGCAUUGUUGAUAUCACUGUAUCGCGAAACCUAGCCGCCGAAGCUUCCAGUGUGUCGGCGUUCCAAUCUCUUCAAAAGCGCAUUCUUCACACCUAUGGGAUCAAUACGCCAUCAGCCCCCGUACUACGACUUAAAAAUGCGACACAGACAUCGCUUGUCCUUGAAUGGGAUCCUAUCAACCUAGCCACAGCCUCGCUCAAGUCCCUAUCCCUGUAUCGCAAUGAUUCUAAGGCAGGAUCUAUCCCUCGACCGUUGGAAAUGCGCAGCACAAAGAUUAGCGGACUUGCCAUUGACACUGAAUACACCUUUCACCUUGUCCUGCGCACGUCCGCCGGCACAUUUAGUUCUCAGAAAUUAGUGUGCCGAACGCACAAAAUGACAGAUCUAUCUGGAAUCACUGUCACUCCGGGUAUUAUGCCGCCAGAGAUGAGAACCUCACUUGAGAACGCGGUCGAACGAAUUGGUGCGAAAAUCGUGGAUUCGAUACAAAUAGACACCACACACUUUGUCUGUACGGAAGGCAGAGGCCCUUCAUGGGAGAAAGCUGUUGAGAUGAACAUUCCAGUUGUGCGACCAGAGUGGGUCGAUGGCUGCGAGCGAGAGGGCACCAUUGUCAGUGUUCGGGGAUAUUACUUAAAUGCGGAUCCGAAAUUGAGGCAGAUAGGGCCUGGUGUCGGUGCUCAUCAAAACCGACAGCAUGCUAUUUUGAAUUCAUCCGGUGGUGCGAGUGUAAAGAGUCAGAACCGCGGGAGUAUAUCUCAAUCGCCGCCUGAACUCAAACCAGAGCACCGUGAGCCUCCAGUAACCCCUUUCCCGGGCGGUCCACAGAAUAAAAUGCCGCACAACGGUACCGAUUCGGACGAAGAUGAACCUCCUCCGGCUCCUCCAAAAGACAACGAAGACAAAAUGCCCACCCCUUCGUCUGAUGCCGAUAAACGUACAGCGGAAGGUAAUGAUGAUGAUGAUGAUAAUAAUGAUACCGAGAAAGUCGAAGAGAAUGGAAUCAGUGAAGUGAUCACCAACGGCAAUGAAGCACCUAAAUCACCUGAGCCCCUGUCCUCAAAGCCGCAGCCAGAAGAGGACCAAGGAAAGCCCCCUGAACCGUCAGACAACCGCCCUGGCUCAGCGAAGGGUAAAGACAGCAGCGCGAAAAGAAACGGAAAUGGGUCAGAAGGAGAAAUGGAUGACGUUCCCUUAUAAAACGACAAUCCAUAGAUUUUUGUUAUCUUCUCUUGUAUCGCUUUCCAACAUUACGCUUUUGAAUCUGAUUUUAUGGGACGUUGUUAUUAACGCAGCGACAUUGGCAAGCUCCUCAGUAUCGUAUUCUUUAAUUUAUCUCUGAUUCGUCCUUUGUUAUUUCUUCUCCGCCUUUGUAUACACAUGUUCCCUUUUUGUUUAUCGAGACCCUGAAUAGCACCUUGUCACAGCAGAUGUAUUAUGAACUCUUAAGCUAUUCUAAUAUACUUAUCUUUGUUUCUGUAUCUAGUGGAAAUGCUAUCGAGAAGUAGACCAACCCCCUGCAUCUGUGCAUUCCCCACUUAUAUAACAUUGCUUUGGUUGAUUACUGAAGCCUUCAGCAUCCUUCUUUGCCCACUCUCUUAGCAACCUCCGUAUAAUCUUUCCGCUAGGCAAUCUUGGUACUGCUUCUAUAAACGUAACUCCACCCAUGAGCUGCUUAUGCUUGGCGACCCGUGCUUUUAUGAAAGCUUGAAUAUCAGCUGGUGCUAUCUUGCGUUGUGCACCGGGUUUCAGGUGCACAUAUGCGCGGGGAUAUUCCUCCUCGUUCCUAAAUUCGACAGGAUGAUUGCUUCGAGUUCUGCGGGAGCGACUUGUAGACCAUUCACCUAUAAGUUCCUGGAUCAAACAUCUCAUUAAUAGAUUAAUUUUUGGAUUCUCCGCGUCAAUCCAAAUUGGUGCAUCGGAUGCAAUUGUGCCUUGGGGAAACAAGUAAGUGAGAAAGUCCGUUUUUGGUAUAUCGAGCGGCGGAAAUUGGGGUGAAAGAGGCAUUUUCAAAUCAGUAUUAUCCCAAAGAAAGAAAUACGGGGAAUUUAAUUCGUGAGUUUUCGAGGUGAUGAAAGACCUGAAGGAGGAACUGUGCCGCUGGCACCGACGAAGAUCGAUCGCUCUUCGACUCACCCAUCCCGAGGCAAACAUGGCUCAGCUCCGGGGAUAUGAUAAUGUCAAAAUGGGGCUCGAACGACCGCCUUUUCAUUAUUUACCAAUCCAGGCUCUCAGCUGAGGAUGCGAGCAUUUCUCCCUAAAUUUUAGUUGAUAGAUUGGGCCAAGUGCUUUGUAGCUGGGUUCCGCCUUGAUGGCAAGGCCGCCAUCAACGAAGAUGUGGAUUUAUACCCGAAUAACCGUAGGGGUCGGCGGAUUCACGCCGCACGGAGGGACUACGUUCCUCAUACCAACAACGGAGGGGUAACUAUCCCCGCAUGAGAACGGGAUAGCCCUUAACCAGAGAAGUUAGAGUCCCAACUUGGCCUAUUGACCUAGCGCAUAAAGCCUUUGCCUUGGACAGGGGUAGCAUUUAGUUUGGAGUAAACUGUAGCAAUGAAUUUCAGAUAUGAUAAAACUUUUCUGUGUACUCCGUAUGGGGGUGGGUGAG